Pyrenophora tritici-repentis Pt-1C-BFP is the source of this 1074-nucleotide messenger RNA. RefSeq lists its product as uncharacterized. The record is from RefSeq and is a predicted model, not a curated record. NCBI's taxonomy places the organism in Eukaryota, Fungi, Ascomycota, Dothideomycetes, Pleosporales, Pleosporaceae.
AUGUCGAUCUCUUCCGCAAAGUGGGCGGAACUUUAUCACGCCAGCACGAACCCCAAACUCCACACAGAUCCUGUUCAUGGCAUAUACUUCAAUGACAGCGUUACUGGCACGCACAUAUACAGACAUACGCCAGCCAAGCCAAGGGACGAUAACUGGUAUGCAUGGAUGUACACCAAUGCAGACGAAACCAAAGUCGUGUGGGAGGUGGCGAGCGAUGAGAUUCAACCAGCCCAGGCGAACAUUUCGUCGAGCGGAAACUACUCCCUCUUGAGUAGUUACAGCUUCAUGAAUAGAGAUGUUCCAACGAUCUCUGUUCCUGGUUCCCCACCACUAUUCGUCUUGCCAAAGCCAGAAGCCUUCCCGCUGACCUACGAGCCCGCCUUCCAGGCGAUGGCGAUCAUGAACCCCAAUGUCCGCUUCAACGACAUCGACAUCGUCAUGAAUAGGGCGACGAUCCUUACACUCCUCAAAUUUGUCAAGGGCGUCUCUUUCCAGGCAUUUCAUCUGGAUCUCGACUUUGAGGGCAAUACCCUCUUCAUUGGCAGGAGGGUGCUCCAUGUAAAGGGGCACUCGAAGCCAGGAUCAUACGGCCGCAACUUCGAAGCCGCGCUUACGGAAAACGAGAUAGAGGGCGCAACAUCUCAACAUCGUAUGUUGCAAUACAUGCUUGGUCCUCUGAGCAUCGUAGUUCGGCACGAAGCAGAUGCAUACGAUCCAAGCGGUGCGCUGCAAGAUCCCGACGCUCCUUCCGACACCUAUCCCGGACCCAUCCCCAGCGAUACGAAAGGCAAGCUGGUUCCACAGCGCCAGGUCCUCGAGUUGAAAAGCAACGACAGUGCCCAACCAAAGGACCAGAUGUGGCUUGGACGCACACCAACUUGCUGCCUGGGAGGAAAACACAAGGCGGGCUUUGACGGAGUCUACAAGAAGACCAGCGUCAAGGUUAAGUCUAUCCUCCAGAAAGGGGAUGGUGGCUUUGAGGAAUGGGAGACAAAGAACCAAGAGAGCUUGCAGAAGCUCGUUGCGCUACUGCAGAUCUUGCGACAAAAGAUUUCGGAAGGGACGGAAGAUUGA